AACGCUGGUCUCUCACAGCUCAGGCUCUCUCUUUACCUCCCCACCUUUGCAAUCUAGACAUGGCAUCUAAGGCGAUCCCUUGCUUCUUGGUGGCAAUGUUGCUCAUCCAGUGUGCCACUGCCUGCUCUUCCUGUCAGCCACCAAAGACCCCAGUCCCCCACAAGCCAUCGUCUGGGUACUGCCCAGUUGAUGCCCUGAAGCUUGGCGUGUGCGUCGACCUGCUCCAUGGGCUGCUGCACCUGGUGCUCGGCCAGCCUCCCAGUGGGUCUAAGUGCUGCCCUCUGGUCAAGGGCUUGGCCGAUCUCGAGGCGGCUGCUUGCCUCUGCACCGCAGUCAAGGCAGACGCCUUGGGCAUCAAGGUCGACCUCGACGUCAAACUGACCUUGCUCGCCAACGCUUGCGGCUGCAAAAUCCCCAAGGACUACAAGUGCUACUAGA
Molecule: messenger RNA, 438 nt
Organism: Nymphaea colorata (pocket water lily)
Lineage: Eukaryota; Viridiplantae; Streptophyta; Magnoliopsida; Nymphaeales; Nymphaeaceae
Product: pEARLI1-like lipid transfer protein 3
Exons: 1
Coding region: 60-437 (125 amino acids)
Source: RefSeq, a predicted model, not a curated record